GCCAGCAGCGCCUAGCUGACGGUGUCCCUGUUCUCGCUUUCGCAUCCUUUCUCGUUUAGCUUUUGUAUCCUACCAGUCGAACACAGUUGCCGACGAAUCUGAACACCUUGUCGUAGUACUUCCGUGGUGGCUUGUACAGUGAAAAAAAAAAAAAAAAAAAGUACAGUCAUGACUCAUCCAUUCCGGUUCCAAGGUUUCGGCGUCGAUCUACUCGGCCCAGGGGCAGCCUUGGUUGAGGAGAAAGGGGCCAUGGCGACCGGCGAGCGGAGUCUGGCCGAGAAACGCCUCCUGGAAAACCUGCAAAAUGAUCUGCGGCUGCUCUCCAACGAGGCCAAGAAGAAGCACCCGCCCCUGAAGGAGGCAGCGGAGUCUGGAAUCAUCAAAGUUCGGAAUGCGGCAGCCAAGCACCAUGACCUCAGGCUUGCCCUGCUUUCCGAGAGCCCGGAGAUCUUGGAGCCCUUCUUCCUUGGCUGCGAUACGAGGAACCCGAAAAUUGUUCAGAUCUGCCUGUCGGCCAUCCAGAAAUUGAUCACCUUUGAAGCGGUCUCAUUGACGGCAGCUGUGAACAUCAUCACCUGCCUCUGGAAUCUCAUGGAGAGUGGAAUCGAGGAACUGAAGCUCCUUCAGACAGUCACUCUAUUGCUCACAGCUAACACUGUUGUACAGGGUGACGCCCUAGCCAAGGCUAUCGUGCUGUGCUUUAGAUUGCACUUCACUAAGAACAGCACCACCAACAACACCGCAUCGGCAACCGUCCGUCAGUUGGUCUCCGCAGUUUUCGAGCGCGUCCAGGCUGAAGAUGCAGCAAUGGCGGAUGUGGUGAAGACGGAGGAAGUCAACUUGGAAGAGCUGAAGACUGGCAGCCGUUGCCCGCCAAAAUCUUUGCAACCAUGUGCAGCGGAUGCCUUUCUUUUGUUCCAGGACCUGGUGCAGAUGGUGAACGCUGACCAACCGCUGUGGCUGGUGGGACUGACCGAGAUGACCCGCACGCUUGGCCUGGAGCUGGUUGAAUCCAUCCUGGCAUCGUUUCCCGAGGCCUUCCUGCGGCACCCAGAGUUCCGCUUCCUGCUCAAGGAGCGUGUCUGCCCCCUCGUCAUCAAGUUGUUCUCGCCCAAUGCCCGGCAGGCGCCCGAUCGGCCCUUCUUUCCCAUCUCCAUGCGUCUGGUGCGCGUCGUCUCCGUCCUCAUUCACCGUUUCUAUGGAACCCUGGUGACAGAGUGUGAAAUCUUUCUCUCGCUGGUCGUCAAGUUCCUGGACCAUGAAAAGCCGAACUGGCAACGCACGCUGGCGUUGGAGGUCUUGCACAAACUGUGCUCACAGCCUGAACUUCUCAAGAGCUUUGUCGAGAGCUAUGACAUGAAGGACCACAGCACCAAGAUCUUCCAGGACAUGGUCAACGCCUUGGGAGCGUACGUGCAAGCGCUCUUCGUGAGUGCCCCGUGCCACCACCAUUACCACCAUGGUGGAGGGGGCGGCGGCUCCAGCGUUAACGUGCCGCCGCCCACAGUACCGCUCAGCUCCAGCGCGCCGGGAAGCGGCAACACGUCCUCGCUCGCGCAGCCUCCACAGGCGGCCUUUCUGUACCGCGGCGUCUGGAUGCCCCUGCUUCCGCACGUUGCCACUCCAGGCGUCUGCAAGGCCACUUACAUGGAUAUGCUGGACCGCGUGGAGCCUCCCGUGGUGGCCGAGGGCUAUGGAGUGUCCCUGGGGUACGUCUGUCUCCUGGAUGUGGUGCAAAGCAUCGCCACCGUGGUGAACCAGUCCAAGGGUGCCGCCACCAACGACUCGGCUGCCAACCUGCGCCUACACCGCCAGCUGCUGUCCUCCUCCUGGUGUGGGCUGCUGGCAGCUCUCUCGCUUCUCCUCGAUGCCAGCACGGACGAAGCGGCCACGGAGGAGAUCCUGAAGACGAUGCAGGUGUAUGCCAGCCUGUGCGGCCAGCUUCAGAUGUCGACGCCCCGGGACGCCUUCAUCACAGCCAUGUGCAAGGGCUCCCUGCCACCCCACUACACACUUACGGUGCUAAACUCCACAUUCCCCAAGGCGUCGGCGUCUCCGCAUCCGCGGGGCGACGGCUCGUCCGACAGGCCAGGAUCCACGGGUCAGGGCGGCCCUUCUCCCGUUCCUCUGCCCCAGCAGGGCCCCAACCUGGGUCCCUUCCUCGGAGGUCCCGGGUGCGACCCCCACGACGCUCCUCGGCAGCAGGUGGUGGCCGUGGGCACGCCCUUGCCUACGCCUUCGCUCGGGGGCCAUCAGGGGCCCGUUAUGCUGACGGCCAAGAACCUGCAGUGCAUGCGUGCCAUUCUGGGGCUGGCGCAAGCCCACGGUGCAGUGCUGGGCAGCGCGUGGCACCUGGUGCUCACCACCCUGCAGCACCUGGUCUGGAUCCUGGGCCUGAAACCGUCCACGGGGGGCAGCCUCAAGGCCGCGCCCAAGAACGGCUCGGACGGCACGGCAGCCGGCGGGGGCACCAACUCCUCGUCGGUCAUCACCACGGCCGUCAUGGCCGACCUGCCCGUGCUGUCCGCCAUGUUGUCGAGACUGUUCGAGAGCUCCCACUACGUGCCGCUGGCUGGCACACUGUCACGUGUCUUUCACAACUCCCAGUACCUGGACGACGUUGCACUACACCACUUGAUCGACGCACUCUGCAAGCUUUCAACUGAAUCGAUGGAGCUGGCCUACAACAACAGAGAGCCCUCGCUGUUUGCCGUGGCCAAGCUGCUCGAGACGGGUCUGGUGAACCUGGGUCGGGUCGAAGCGCUGUGGCGGCCCGUGACCCAGCACCUGCUGGAGGUGUGCGCUCACCCGCACACGCGCAUGCGCGAGUGGGGCGCCGAGGCACUCACCUACCUCGUCAAGGCGGCCCUCAACCACUCACCCAGCGGAGGAGGCGGAGGUGGCGAGGCAACGACAGCCCCCUCCGUCGUGACGGCCACCACCAUGGCGACGACGGCAUCCGACAGCGCAGCCGUGCCAGUUCAUGCGGCAACAACAUCGCGGAGGAGCCUGCAGGUGCUGCUGCUGGCGCCCCUGGUGGAGAUGGCGUCCGCUCACCCCGACAUCCGACAGAAGCAGCUGGACUGCACCCUUUCCCUGCUGCACAGCAACGGCGAGACGCUCACCCACGGAUGGCCUCAGGUGCUGACAAUAAUCGGGGCCAUCUCGGAGAGCCAUGGGGAGGCGCUGAUUAGGUCGGCGUUCCAGUGCUUACAACUGGUGGUGGCCGACUUCCUGCCGGUCAUGCCGCGGGCCUGCCUCCAACUCUGCGUCGACACGGCCGCGCGUUUCGGCUCACAGAACCAGGAGCUGAACGUCUCGCUCACCGCCGUCGGACUCCUGUGGCACAUGGCGGACUACUUGUACCAAAAUGCGGAGAAGCUGAAGCAGGAGGAAGGCGAUUGGGACACCCUGUGGAUGUGCCUCUUCCAGCGGCUAGGCGAGCUCUGCGUCGAUCCGCGCUCCGCCGUCCGCAAGAGCGCGGGCCAGACCCUGUUCUCGACCAUCAAUGCGCACGGAUCGGUGCUUAGGCAGGAGACCUGGCAGGCCGUGCUGUGGCAGGUGCUGUUCCCUCUGCUGGACCGAGUUCGCACGCUGUCGGGGUCGGCUUCGACGGAGAAGGUUAACGACAUGGGUGGGAACAUUCUGAUCCACCACUCGCGCAACACGGCUCAGAAGCAGUGGGCCGAGACACAGGUGUUGACGCUGUCGGGAGUUGCAAGAGUGUUCCACGUCAAGCGCGAAGUGCUUCACACGCUGGGUGACUUCCCACGCGCCUGGGCACUCCUCCUUGAGUUCAUCGAGAACUCGGCCCUGAGCAAAAACAACGAGGUGUCGCUUUCGGCACUAAAGAGCUUCCAAGAGAUACUGCAUUUGAGUCGUCCCACCGAGGGAGCCGGGAACGGUGGCGCCCUCCUGGGACGAUCUGCUGACCCACAGGGAGAAGCGGCCCUCUGGUGUGCUGCUUGGAAGGUUUGGUACAACAUCGGCAUUGAGAGCACCAGGCCUCCCCCGGACGUUGCCGUCGACGACGCGCGCUUCUCCAACAGCCUGUCUCUGCUGUACAUUCCGUCCCAAGCGUUCCUCACCGCACUCGUUCAGAUCUUCCCGCACCUGUUCCAGCACAUCAAAAAUAGGUUUACGGUCUCCGACUUCCAAAAGUUCGCCACCGUCGUCCAAAACGCUGUCGCCGCACCUGUUCACGGCGAUGCCUCGCCCUUCAUUCUGCCUACCCUGGCCGAAGUGGUCCUCACGACGUUGCAGGAGUCCAUCCUCAGUGCCAUGGACACCCUGCACAAGGAAGCGCUUGCAGGCACAGACAACCUGCAGGCCAUGGUGCCGUCCAUCUUUGGCCAGCUGUUGAGUUUCGCAUGCUACGCCUGCCAGGCGCCAGCAUACGGGAAGCUGCAGAUGCGCUCCGGUGGUGUGGCCCCCAAGCACCUAGACUGGGUGACACUCAGCUUUGUGCCAUUUGGGGAGCGUGCCAUGGAGAUGGCCGUUUCCCUCUAUGUACAGACGGCGCAGCGACCGGUAGUCAUGCAGGCUGACAUCCUCCACGCCAUCGUCAAGACAUUGCACGUGCCCCUGUCCAUGAAGUACAACUGCCCGAGCCAAUCUACGUGGAAGCUGGCCGUGACGUCACUGCUCACCGUGCUACGCGUCGGCCUGCCCAUCGCGCAUAAAAACGAGGCCCACUUCAAGGACCUGUGGUCGGACCUCGCCGCGACUCUCGAGGAGUUCCUCUUCUCGUCCAGCAACCCACCACCAACCCAGAGCCUGGAGGACCAGCAGUGCGAUGAAAUGUUGGACUGCAAGGUGGUACAGCUGAUACGUGAGAGCAUCCUGCCACAUUCGAGCCACGUGCCGAAGGACUUUGUGCUCAAGAUUGUGGCCCUCCUGAACAAGGGUUCCAUUCAUUCGGCAACGAGUAGCACGCCUGUCGAUACCGAGUCUACACGCAAGCUGCGCGAAGAGUUUGCCAAAGCGUGCUUCGAGACGCUCCUGCAGUUCUCUUUUCUUGGCGGCAUCGUGUUGCCGGAGGGCGGCGUUGUCAACCGUUUGGCUGUUACUUCACUCCUUCAUCGGUUUCAGGAGGUUAUCUGCCAUUAUGUGGAAGACGAGCAGCUAAGUGGCAAGUGCCCUCUGCCACGGCAUCGAAUGGCCGAGAUAUCAUUCGUCCUCAAAGCUGUGGCAACACUGACCGCUUCUCUCAAGAAGGCACCGCCAAACAACGUUGAAUGGAGUGUCUGGGAACAACUGAUUGCCCUCUAUCCCCACCUCGUGAGCUGUAGCACGUCGACGUCUGCCCAAGUCUGCCGAUCGCUGCGGGAAGCCCUCCACGAGUACGCCGAUCUGCUGGCGCCACCCCGAUCGCCACCGCCCCAAAGAAACGGGGGUCGUCCAGCCGCCACCUAGCCUUUUCACAAAACUCUUUCAGGAAGAAAAAAAAAAAACAAAACCCUUCCACCAUCGCUGUGUGACAACCUCGGAGUCUGAACAGUGACCAUCCAGAUUUCCGAAGCGUGAACACUUUGUUUGAGACGUACGAGUCAGUGUGAUUCGGGACAUUCUGGGAUCUCCCACUGCUUUUACAAACAGUGGCUACGGCUUCUGUGUGAUCUGUUUCGCAGUUAACGUCAAAGGCGACUGGAUCACUGGUUCGUUUGUUUUUUUUUUACCUGGCCCUACUGUCGUAAAGUGCAAGCAUUCCCGGUGUUUCCCAAGAUCUUGGUCAUUGUGUUACGCACUUCAGUAACUGUAACGGAAGUUGUGUCGGCCAUAGCGCAGUUUUGUUUAUCGUGCCAAUGACAUAAGGUGGUGCUGUUGGAAAGAUGACAGCUCACUCCACUGUGGGUAAUGCCGGAGAGUUGUUGUUUCUCCUGCACUUGCGGCACCAAAAAAAUAACAAAAAGAGGUAGUACAGCCCUCAAACUAAUCUAAUGGAUGUCUGGAGUUAAUCACUCACCUCAAUGUUUAUUCGUUAAACAUUAAAUUCACAAGAUUGCUGCAGGCUCAGAGACAUUGUACUGAGCGUUCAUUGACUUCAAUAAUUCAUUCAAGUGAUAUUCACCUAUGUGGCAUAUCACUGCGUCUCGAAUUCAGGACUUGAUGGAAGUAGGUUUCACUUCUCGUUCACACGUAUGAAUGUAAAAUUUUUUUCAUUUUGAUUGAACACACAUGUUUCUUUCUGGUGCAUUAAGAACUAACGCAAAUUAUGGACAGGGCAGCUUAACUAAAAAAUAGUACAUCCUUUUAUGUUUAGGAAUUCGGGAUGACUUGUAUAGCUUUGUCACUCCUGAUGGACCACUAAUGCAAUGUAUAAUUCCAGUCGUAUUUAUAAAGUUACAUUUCUAGACUAAUAAGAGAAGUGACCCUUAUACUAACGUCAGGCUCGGUAAGCCAGAAAAAAAAUCUGUAAAACUGAUUGACAGGUGGCAACACCAUUUCGAAGUUCCUCACUACGAUGGUACAUGCUUCGAUCUCAUCUUCAUAGGUCUAAUUAAUAUUUUUAUUGCUAAAGGUGGACUACGUUGUACUUUAAAUGGGUCAAAAACUAAAAUUAGGAUGUUUCGAGAACUUGUGCUCAUACAGGAACCAAUCAAGAAAAAAUACUUUCUCUGAUGUCUCACUCAAGUAUUGGCACAAUGUUUUUAGGAUGAAAUCUGAAACAGGACCUUGACCUUUAUUUCAUCAUUGGUUAACGAACCUGUUGCAGUGAAAUUAAUGAAAGGAUUUCAAGGCAAUACUUUGUCAGCCUAGACUAGUUUUAACAAACUUUAAAGGGGCCCUGUGAUGCAACUUCAUGUUUUCAUCACUUCUUUUGGUACUGUGGAAUGCGGCGGUCACAUUGCAAGUAGAAACGCCAAAAAGAAAGUGUUUAUCAUUUUAUUUAAACGGAGAAGCUACCUUCUGCUCCGACUACAAUGAAACACAAUGGCAGUUUUCGAGAUCAGAGGUGAUGUUUGCUCACAUGACAAUGACACGUGUGGUUGUGCGUUCUGGUUGGCUUGGCAUGCUAAGUCGCACACGCUGUUUGUGUGGCUCGAGGUAGAACAUGCUACUGUGCUCUAGAAAUUAUGAAACCAUUCUUAAUGCUUUAUCGGAUCCAAAGGGUUUCUGCUUUUAAACAUCAUAUUUUGAAAACAGUUGCAACGCGACACUAUGUGUGCUGUGCAAUGGCCACUGAAAGGCGAGAGUUUUUGUAUAUCUCUUUAAAGGGCACGCGUUGACUGGAAGCAACCAGUGACAUCACUGAGAAAUUGAAAUGCGAAAGGCAACAUUUUUCGCUUCUCAUCUGCUCGGGUUUUAUAUUUUGAACACCGAUAACUUCGGCUUUCAUACACCAAUUUUGAUAACACCAAUUUCAUCUGAGUAUUAAAAUCUAGUAAUGCUACAUUGCUCCAGAAGAGAGUUGAGAAAACAUCGCAGGGCCCCUUUGAACACAGGAACAAGGCAAGGACGCCCAAAAUUUGUUAGUGUAUGUUACCAGUAAGGCCGACUGUCUACCAUAGGCAAGUUGUUUCUCUUUAGUGCUGGCAGUGUUAAGUACUGUAAAAGAAUAUAGACCCUUUUUUAAAUUUUCAAAGAUUGUUGGCGUGAAACACUAAGGAAACGAGACUUGGAACUGAUAUUUUUCUGAUGUAUGUGAUUUUAUUUGUCACGUGACUGAUUUGCAAGUGGCUGUAACACUCUAUGACAAGGAUCAGCCCGCUCUUGUGUUUUCACCGCAACAUUCUGACUGCUUUCAACUUUAUAUUACUUGAAGUUGCAGGGCAACGUUCAGACGCUUCCCAGAUUUUAAUUACACUACGUGUAGUGUUCUCGCUAAUCAUUUCGUCUCCAUCGAGCUCCGACUGUUCGAAGCGCUAGAGCUCAGUUUGGGUUCCACAGUUGUGUAGCCCGUAGGGCUUUCCGAAAAAGAAUCGCGUUUAUGUUAUCGCAGAAUCUGUAUCACUAGCUUUUUCUAGGGCAUCAGUAUGUAGCAAGCUAGCGCCUUCUAUUUCAGUGCUGAAGGCAUGUAUUGAAAUCGACGGAGUGGAAUGUGCAACACGCUUUGUGCCAGCAAGUGUAUACUGUUUUUAAUAAUGCCCACAAAUGUCUCUGUUUAAGAUGGCAGCAAUCUGCAGUAGAAUCUAUCAAGUAUGUUUUUCACCGUAAGAUAUGAAUGGAAUUGAGCUGGCUAAUGUAUCACCACAACGUACUAUUAGCAUCAUACAUACUGCAUUCAAACGCCAUUUCAGUGAGAAACAUACGAUUCAUAUUACGCUUGUGUGGAGGGGGAAGUCUUCCAGUUCUGGCAAAGCUUUUAUCUAGUAGCACAGACUGCUGCACGUGGAUUGCCAAGUGUAAUGCGAUAUUUGUGGUACAUUCAACUGGAUGUUUUUUUAGUGCACUCUGUUAUCCUCAGGCUUACAUUUGGCCAGUUGAAAUUAAGCACUCGUAACACGUUCACCUGGUUCUUUCAAAGUGCUGAGAAGUGUUCCCAGCUUCAAGCACAAUGAAAAUGCGGCAGGAUUCUAAUAACAUGAAUUAUCUAAUUGGUUUGGAAACCACUGAACGUUCCACUUGGGUGGGCCUUCUCCGGCUUCAGUCUGGGGAGGUAUUGCACAUUGUUGCAAACUAAGACAAAGCUUGGUACAGGAACCAGUCGAAUGUGCCAUUACUGUCCUGUACCUUUCUGACUUUUGACGUUCAGAAUUAUUUGCACUUGGCUCAGCUGUAUCAUAGGUUUUUAUCUGCAGUGGCAGUUCUGUUCACUUUCUUAUUGCCUUUCCGCCAUGAAAGCCAGAAGCGUGCCACAUUUAACAUGCAAUCCCCUCUGUAACAGUUGAGACGAGGACACGAAAGUCAGCACCACUGCUUGGCUGAUCGUCUGCAAAAAGCCGAGACUAGCCAAAACACGAAACGAGCUUGUUGUCAGCUGAAAGCUGAACGUUCGAAGCAUUUUCAUUUUUAGCCUCUCUGUAUACACAAAAGCAUUAGUUAAUCACGUCACGCGCCUAUGUAAUAAGACUUAAAGAGCAGUACAGUCUCGCUGUGAGGUACUGUUCAUUGUUAGCACUUCGCUUCAACUGACGCUGAUUUGUAAAAGAAAUGCAGUUUUGUAUAGUAUACAAGUUGCACGUUUGUAAACAAACAGGCACGGUACAAGGAGCAGAUGGCUUAUGUUGACACUUCUGCUUCCCUCCGUAGCUGCAGUAAGAUGUGAACAGCAGUCUAUGCCUUUGAAAAUUUGGUCAUGUGUGUAAAAUGAAAUUUAUUGAAGACUAAGUGAGGGCGUGGUAGCACAAAAAUAAAUCGAAGACUUAAGAAAGAGGGAGUGGAGGAGCAAACAGUCAGUCUAUUGCUUCCUAUUCCUUCUUUAACUCUUUUUUUUUCUUCCUCUCACGCUGCCAUGCAUUCCACGUGCAUUAAUUUUACAUUCAACAGAGAAUUCUGUCUUUAUAUUGUGUCAGUUUUUGCUUUUUACCCACAUGGGAUGCAACGAUAGCACCACUUGAUCUUCAUAGCAUAACGAUCUAUACCUUGCCCGUAACAAAGGUGCUUUGCGUUCUAUUACUGCUUUUGUUUUCACUGCGUGCUGGAAACCCACGGAAAGUUUGUUGAUGCUGUUUUCAUUCCUUGUGCUAAAGCUUUGCACCUUGUUCUGAAACAUGUUGCUGUUUGUGGCAGACCCUACUUUGAUUGUUUAUGAGCUGCAGCUAUAUUUGAGCUCAGCUGUCACCGAUAUUCACCCAGAACAAAUGUGUAUGCAGUUGGCUGUGCUCUUUUGUUUGUUUGUUUUCACAUAAGCCUGCCAUUCACGCCUAAAGCAAUCGACUUGUUGCUGCAACCUUGAGGUCGCAGCUUUCAUGUAAAUAAACAAACGCGGAUACACAUUUCCGAAAAUGUAUUUAGUCUGAAAUCUGUAAAAAUAUAUAUAUAUAAUAAAAGUUAUAUGCAUUUAAA
Messenger RNA from Rhipicephalus sanguineus (brown dog tick), 9948 nucleotides. It is a transcript of the gene mon2, whose product is annotated as protein MON2 homolog. The transcript has 33 exons. Lineage: Eukaryota; Metazoa; Arthropoda; Arachnida; Ixodida; Ixodidae. The record is from RefSeq and is a predicted model, not a curated record. Bases 169 to 5415 code for a protein of 1748 amino acids.